Messenger RNA from Hyalella azteca, 1392 nucleotides. RefSeq names its product ankyrin repeat and MYND domain-containing protein 2. NCBI's taxonomy places the organism in Eukaryota, Metazoa, Arthropoda, Malacostraca, Amphipoda, Hyalellidae. The coding region runs from base 98 to 1327 and encodes 409 amino acids. The transcript has 8 exons. Gene Ontology annotation, molecular function: protein binding. The record is from RefSeq and is a predicted model, not a curated record.
UCUAAUGUUGGUUGAAGUGUCGCGGUGUCGCCCAUACCCAUAGUCAUAGAAGCAACUUUGCAAGUUUUAUUUUAAACCACGAUUGAAAUAUUAAAACAUGGCAAAUCCCGAUACCAGUGAUGUUAAAUCUUCAUCUAAAGAUGAUAUUAUCGAAAAUGCUCCUAAAUUAAUUAAACUUGUGAUAGCCAAUGAUGUUAAUGGAGCAGAAAAUUUACUUAUUCGUGGUGAAGCGACUGUCCAUGAUACUGACAGCACAGGAAUGACAGGUUUAAUGCAUGCUGCUUACAAAGGCUUCACAGACAUGUGCAAGAUGCUAAUAAAACAGGGCAGUGAUGUCAAUGCUGACAGCCACUCACACUCGUACUAUCCGUUGCACUUUGCUGCGCUCUCCAGUAGCCUGGAUACUGUUCAACUUCUGCUGGAACAUGGAGCUAAAACUUACAAAACCAACUCCCUGGGCCGAACAGCUGCUCAAAUGGCAGGUUUUGUGGGCCAGUCAAGUUGUGUCGCCCUCAUCAACAACCAUGUGGACCGCAGUGAACUGCGGCGCUACACUCAUCCUGAGUCAGAGCUCCAGACCACCAGGCUUGACCCAGAGGCUGAACAACCUCUUUAUGAUCUCAUGGUGCAGCUUAACUUGCAUCCUGUGUACCUCACACUCCGCGUGUGCAAGUCACCCGUGCUGCUGAAGCACCUUAAGGCUGCUGCAGCCGUACUCGACCACCUCAGUGUUACUGAAACUAAACGCUCCAAUAAUGUUAAUGAGGUUUUAAGCUUGAAGUUCCACUACCUGGGUUAUCUUCUCAAGCAUCUGGCGAGCAAAGUUGAAGAAGCUAACAAAGAUCAGAGCUCCACUGAUUUUCCGCAAGCAGCAGAGGUGCCGCCGUGUCUGGAGGGGGCAAUGAAGCAGUGGCUGCGAUGUCGUGCGAGGGACGGCGCUGAGGUCGUGCUGGAGCUCUGGGUCCGUGAUGCUGUCAAAGCCUUCCACUGCCUCGAGAUGCCUUUGUUCCUCCAGGUUGCCCGCAACAUGGCAGGCCAGGAGGUGCAGGNGGCGGGCCAGGAGGUGCAGGCGCUGGCUGUGCUCAGUGGGGCCAUCAACGGGCAGCGCGUCUUCGCUGAGGACCGCGCGUCCUGCGCCUCCUGUGGGGACACGAAGGACACCAAACACUGUGCCAAGUGUAGGACUGUGCAGUACUGCGACAAGUACUGCCAGAAGCUGCACUGGUCAACCCACAAGAAAUCCUGCGACAAAAUAAGCAAAAACCUUGCAAUUUCUUCUGAAAAACUCGACAAAGAAAACCGCGCCACUCAAGACGCCGCGAAAUGAGGAGUGCUAGCCUUGCUUUAACACGUUGACUACGAAGUGGUACAUAUGCGUACCACGAAAUGUAU